Messenger RNA from Trichosporon asahii var. asahii CBS 2479, 2217 nucleotides. RefSeq names its product cleavage and polyadenylation specificity factor. Gene Ontology annotation, biological process: mRNA 3'-end processing by stem-loop binding and cleavage. Lineage: Eukaryota; Fungi; Basidiomycota; Tremellomycetes; Trichosporonales; Trichosporonaceae. The coding region runs from base 1 to 2217 and encodes 738 amino acids. The record is from RefSeq and is a predicted model, not a curated record. Gene Ontology annotation, molecular function: RNA endonuclease activity; RNA binding; 5'-3' exonuclease activity. The transcript is spliced from 5 exons. Gene Ontology annotation, cellular component: mRNA cleavage and polyadenylation specificity factor complex.
AUGUCGCACCAUCGUCGGAGACGGCAAGCGCCAGCACCCGUGCAGGUCAUCGCCGACCCCGAGGGCGAUGCUCCGUCACUAAGCGUCACCAUGCUCGGCGCCGGACAGGAGGUCGGACGGUCAUGCUGCGUCAUUCAACAUCGAGGCAAGACAAUUGUUUGCGACGCUGGCCUGCAUCCCGCCUACCCUGGCCUUGGAGGCUUGCCCUUCAUCGACGAGCUUGACUGGAGCACCGUGGACGCCAUCUUGAUCACACAUUUCCAUGUCGACCACGCGGCGGCGCUGCCGUACAUUAUGGAGAAGGUGCGAUUAAUGGUAUUGUGCUGGGAGCUGACAUCAGACGAACUUCCGGGACGGAAACGGCAAGGUGUACAUGACGCACGCGACGCGUGCCAUUUACGGACUGACGAUGAUGGACACCGUCCGCAUCAAAAUGCCGAAGCUGCUGGACGGCUGUAUAACGAGGCCGAUGUCCAGGCAAGCUGGGAGAACACGAUCGCGGUCGAUUACCACCAGGACAUCAACAUCUCUGGAGGACUACGCUUCACACCGUACCACGCUGGCCAUGUGUUGGGAGCUUCUAUGUUUCUCAUCGAGAUCGCGGGACUGAAGGUGCUCUACACCGGAGACUACUCGCGAGAAGAGGACCGGCAUCUUGUCAUUGCUGAGGUCCCGCCCGUGAAGCCGGACGUUAUGAUUUGCGAGAGCACGUUCGGUGUGCACACGCUACCGGACAGAAAGGACAAGGAGGAGCAGUUUACAAGUGAGUUGAUUAGCCGAGCAACGCAACUGACAUCAGCACUUGUGUCGAACAUUGUGCGAAGAGGCGGCAAGGUGUUGAUGCCGAUCCCGUCGUUCGGCAAUGGACAAGAGCUUGCGUUGCUGCUGGACGACUACUGGAACGACCACCCCGAGCUGCAAGGUGUACCAAUCUACUUUGCGUCUGGAUUGUUCCAGCGCGGAAUGCGAGUGUACAAAAAGUAUGUGCACACGAUGAACGCGAAUAUUCGGUCGCGAUUCGCGCGACGAGACAACCCGUUCGACUUCAAGUACGUUAAGUGGCUGAAGGACCCGAAGCGACUGGACCACAAACAGCCGUGUGUCGUGAUGGCGUCCGCGCAGUUCAUGUCGUUCGGUCUGUCGCGUGAACUGCUGGAGGAAUGGGCUCCGGACCCGAAGAACGGCGUCAUUGUUACUGGUUACUCGAUCGAGGGCACCAUGGCGCGCACAUUGCUAGGCGAGCCGGAUCACAUCGAGUCUCUCCGCGGUGGGCGCAGCAUUCCCCGCCGGUGUACAGUCAAGGAGAUCUCGUUCGGCGCACACGUCGACUACGCGCAGAACUCCAAAUUCAUUCAGGAGAUUGGCGCGCAGCACGUCGUGCUUGUGCACGGCGAGGCGUCGCAGAUGGGCCGUCUCCGUGCAGCGCUCCGCGACCAGUACGCCACGCGAGGACAGGAGAUCAACAUCCACACGCCGAAAAAUCUUGAGCCGCUCGUGCUCAACUUCCGCACCGAGCGUGUUGCGAAGGCAAUCGGAACGCUGGCCGAGGAGCGCCCGACACACGGUGCGGAGGUCCGCGGUCUCCUCGUCAGCAAGGACUUCUCGUACACUCUCCUCGACCCGAAGGACUUGAAGGACUUUACGGGUCUGUCGACGAGCACGAUUGUGCAGAGGCAGAGCCUGCCCAUCGGCGUCGACUUUAUGGUCGUCCGGUGGCACCUCGAGGGCAUGUAUGGCGAAGUCGAGGAGAGCCAGGAUGAGGAGGGAAGAGACCAGUUGACGAUGCAAUGGGUCUCGAACACGUCUAAUGACAUGAUUGCCGACAGUGCGCUUGUCGUUCUACUCGGCAUCGACGCCAGUCCCGCCACCGUCAAGAUGACGACAAACCCCCACCCGCACGCGCACCACGACCACGCCCCAGGCAAGUCGUCGCAUGACUUCGAGACGCUGCGCAUGUUCCUCGAAGCGCACUUUGGGCACGUCACCGAGCCGUCGAUGGACCCAGACAACGAUGAGUACCUCCAGAUGAAGGUGAAUGUGGAUGGCGUCGAUGCCGUCGUCGACCUCAUCAGCAUGAAGGUCGACUGCGACAACGAGGAGCUCAAGGGCAGAAUAGAAAAGGUCGUCGAGAUGGCACUCACGACCAUGACCCCGCUCAGCCGCCUGUUCGCAGGCCAGGCGCUCGAAGGCAGUCUGCCUGAGAUCGAGGCCAAGUAG